Messenger RNA from Malurus melanocephalus (red-backed fairy wren), 5388 nucleotides. It is a transcript of the gene SGSM2, whose product is annotated as small G protein signaling modulator 2. The record is from RefSeq and is a predicted model, not a curated record. The coding region runs from base 78 to 3179 and encodes 1033 amino acids. Gene Ontology annotation, molecular function: GTPase activator activity. The transcript is spliced from 23 exons. Lineage: Eukaryota; Metazoa; Chordata; Aves; Passeriformes; Maluridae.
CGCCCGCUGACGUCACGCCGCGGUGAAGAUGGCGGCGGGCCCGGGUCGGUGGCUGUGAGCGCCCCGGGCCCGCCAACAUGAGCUGCUCGGCGGACGCCGUGAAGGACAAGCUGCUGUGGAACGUGAAGAAGGAGGUAAAGCAGAUCAUGGAAGAAGCUGUCACCAGGAAAUUUGUACAUGAAGACAGCAGUCACAUCAUCGCCUUAUGUGGUGUGGUGGAGGCAUGUCUGCUGCACAUGCUGAAGCGCAGGGCUGCCGGAUUCCUGCGCACCGACAAAGUGGCCGCACUCUUCACCAAGGUGGGCAAGAGCUGUGCCAUYGCUGGAGAGGUGUGCAAGAAGGUGCAGGAGCUGCAGCAGCAGGUGGAGAGCAGGAAAAAUCAGCCAAAUGGGCAGGAACCCCUCAAAAGGCAGGGAUCYACCACAAGUAAAACACCAGUCCUGACACCUCAGGCCAUCAAACACAUCUGGGUUCGGACAGCCUUGAUUGAGAAGGUGCUGGACAAGAUUGUGCAGUACAUUGUGGAUAACUGCAGUAAAUAUUAUGAAAAGGAAGCUUUACUGGCAGAUCCUGUUUGUGGCCCAAUACUGGCUUCUCUGUUAGUUGGACCGUGUGCUCUGGAGUACACCAAGCUGAAGACAGCUGACCAUUACUGGACAGACCCUUCUGCUGAUGAGCUGGUGCAGAGGCACCGCAUCCACGGCGCCCACGGCCGCCAGGACUCGCCCUCCAAGCGCCCAGCCCUGGGAAUCCGGAAGCGCCAUUCCAGCGGCAGCACGUCAGAGGAUCGCUUUGCUGCUUCAGCCCGGGAGUACGUGGAGUCCCUGCACCAGAAYUCCCGGACACACCUUCUCUACGGCAAAAACAACGUCCUGGUGCAGCCGAAAGAUGACUUGGAGGCAAUCCCUGGGUAUCUCUCCCUUCAUCAGUCAGCAGAUAGUUUGACAUUAAAAUGGACUCCAAACCAGCUGAUGAAUGGUACCCUUGGAGAUUCAGAGCUGGAGAAAAGUGUUUACUGGGACUACGCAUUGAUAGUGCCACUGAGCCAGAUUGUCUGCAUYCACUGCCAUCAGCAACCAGAAAGCAGAUGGACUUUAGUGCUGGUGAGUCAGGAUGGGACUCAGAGGCCUCCACUGCACUUYCCCCAAGGAGGGCACCUCCUGGCCUUCCUGUCGUGUCUGGAGAAUGGGCUCCUGCCCCGUGGCCAGCUGGAGCCCCCGCUGUGGUCCCAGCAGGGCAAGGGUAAGGUGUUUCCAAAACUUCGAAAACGGAACAGCAACAAAUCAGUGGACCUGGAGGAGAUGCCAGCUGAGGACACAUCCACGGACUAUGUGUUCAGAAUUAUUUAUCCUGGACACAAGCAUGAUAACAUAACUAUUAACUACCACCACUUAGCUGCCAGCCGCUCUACCUCUGUUGACGAUGAUGAGGAGGAGGAAGAUAAGCUACACGCAAUGCUAUCAAUGAUCUGCUCUCGGAACCUCACAGCUCCUAAUAGGAUGAAAGACACCAGUGAGAUGAUCGAGAUGCAAGGCUUUGGGGCAAACCUGCUGUCGUGGCAGCUGGAGCACUGCAGCCAGGGCUCCUCCUGUAUCUCCUGUUCCACGGGCAGCUCUCCCUAUGACAUUCCCAGCUGCUGCAACUGCAUCCACGACCGAACUCCACUAAAGAUGUUGUGUGAAAGCAUGAAGAGACAGAUCAUUUCCAGAGCCUUUUAUGGAUGGCUGGCACACUGUCGCCACCUCUCCACGGUGCGCACACACCUCUCGGCGCUGGUGAACCACAGCAUCGUGCCCCCCGACAGACCCGCCAGUGCCGCCGCCGGCCUCACCAAGGAGGUCUGGAGCAAGUACCAGAAGGACAAAAAGAACUACAAGGAACUGGAAUUACUGAGAAGAGUUUACUAUGGCGGGGUCCAGCAUGAGAUUCGGAAGGAAGUGUGGCCAUUCUUGUUAGGCCACUACAAAUUUGGCAUGGCCAAGAAGGAGAUGGACCAGGUAAGCCCAGCUUCCCUGGAAUCUGAGUUACAUUUGCAGAGUAGGUUUUGUUUUCUGAAUAGCAACUGUUGGUCUUUAUUACUGUUAAUAUUUGCAAGGGAAAAACACUCAUAUGUUUGGUUUUGCAUGUCCCAGGUGUUCAUAUCUGUAGAUGAAACAGAGUCAGCAGARCAGGAGCCCAAAGGGCAGGAGGACCCCACGCUGACAGCAGUGCUGGCCCCAGUGGCUGUGGAGUUUGAUUCACCCGACUCGGGGCUGCCAUCCUCCAGGAAUUACUCAGUGGCCUCRGGCAUCCUGUCCAGCAUUGACGACGGCCACAGCGGCUCCUUUGAGGAUGGGGCUGAGGAAGAAAGCAGCACUGAGGUGGGGAGGACUGAAGCAGGCACACCCCACGUGCAGAGAGCCCGSCCAGGGGUGCUGCAGUCUCAGGACUCUGUCUCAGAAGAGCAGCUCUGCUCCCAGGUGGAUUAUUUAAUGGAUGUUGCUUCUGUCUGCGCUGCGUCCUACACAAUAGAGUUAUUGGACACUGUUGCCUUAAAUUUGCACAGAAUUGAUAAAGAUGUCCAGAGAUGUGACCGGAAUUACUGGUAUUUUACUGCUGAGAACCUGGAGAAGCUCCGAAAUGUCAUGUGCAGCUAUGUCUGGGAGCACCUAGAAGUUGGUUAUGUCCAAGGGAUGUGUGACCUCCUGGCUCCUUUGAUGGUUAUUCUGGACAAUGAUCAGCUGGCCUACAGCUGCUUCAGCCACCUGAUGAAGAGRAUGAGCCAGAACUUCCCCAACGGAGGUGCCAUGGACACACACUUUGCCAACAUGAGGUCCCUCAUCCAGAUUCUGGACUCAGAGCUUUUUGAAUUGAUGCACCAGAAUGGAGAUUACACUCAUUUUUACUUCUGCUAUCGCUGGUUCCUGCUUGACUUUAAAAGAGAAUUGUUGUACGAGGAUGUAUUUACAGUGUGGGAAGUUAUUUGGGCAGCAAAGCACAUCUCUUCAGAACAUUUUGUCCUUUUCAUUGCCUUAGCACUUGUGGAAGUUUAUCGAGAGAUUAUCCGUGAUAACAACAUGGACUUCACUGAUAUCAUCAAGUUUUUUAAUGAAAUGGCUGAGCACCACGAUGCUGCAGAGAUCCUGAGGAUAGCCAGAGACCUUGUCUACAARGUGCAGACACUGAUUGAGAACAAGUGACCAUGGCCAGGCUGUCCUGGGGCCUCGCUGGGAGCUACUGGAUGGAGCAUUCCUUGCACUGUAAUUCCAGAUGGUGUUUUAAUUGCAUCUUCCAUAUCAUGUAAUAAAUAGUGAGGAGAUUGGAAACAGACUUUUAAAAUCCAAACUUUCCCUUCACGAGAUGAGGUUGGUGUUUGAUAGUCCUUGUUACACUCACUUUGUAUUUCCAAACAAAAUCUUUUUGCAUUCCCUAUUUCCCUCUCUAGAAGACAUCUGUCUACAUCUUUGUGAUGUUGAAAGGGGGGAUUUGACCUACUGGAACAUUUCUAUUUUGACUUACUGCACCUUUAAAGCCUGGAUGCACAUGSUGUGCUCUGCCAGAAGCUGCCAUGGAGGCAAGGCUGGGUUCACUGCUGCAAACGUUGGUUUUGGUCCUUGGAGGAGCACAGUCCUGGACUCACUGUCUUUGCCUUGAACAUCAAACAGAAUGUCUGAGCUUGUGUUGCUAAAACAUUUGUGUUUGUAUUUAGCAGCAAGUAAAGCUGAUAAGGUUCCUGGGUGGGAGAAUGGUCCUGACCCAAAUGCCACAGUUCAUGGGAGCGGUGAGAGCUGAGGAGCUAAACACCGGUUUGGCUUGGCUGACUGGCUCCUACUGCUCAGUCUACAUGGCCCACACACAGCUGCCCUUGUUUUGCUUUGCAGACAGAGCCUGUGACCAUUCUCAGCUGCCAGGACCUGCUCUGUGUUGUUCAGGUGAGCAGGUUCAGCCCACGGGCAGGGCCCUGUUCAUGCUGGCAGCUCCCUGUGCUGUGCAGAGCCAUGGAUUCACAUCCCAUGGUACAGAGCAGAUGGCAGUGCCUGCCCAGCCUCUCCACUCACUGCACACUGCUCCUCCUGCUCCUCGUGCUCUGCAGAGCUUUCCAGGGGGAAUCUCCCCAGGAUCCCACAAACACAAACCAGGAGCAGGAGAUCCGUGAGCAGGAUCAGCCCUUGYUGGUGAAGGAGCUGGAAUGGCAGAGGCUCUGAUGGCUGCUGCAGUCUGUGUCCUGUCCCUCCUGCUGGGCACACACUGGGGCACUCACAGCCACUCAUCCUCGUGCCCAGGGAGAGCUGGGACUGCAGGAGAACCGGGCUGAUGCCACCUCCUCUGCACUGCASCGUGUGGAACUGUCACCUGUGCUCCUCCUGCUGUCCCCAGCUCUGUGGUGUUAACUCAAAGUGKAUCUCUGGCUCAGCCAGAGGGAGGAAGCAGGUUCUUGCCCAUGGAGUCAGCUGCAGAUCUCWCAGAUACCUGUGACCAAUGCUCCUGGAAAACCAUGGGACUUAGCUUAGGCAUUUCAGGUAUUCUCAAGUGUUCCCGCCUUUGCCAACAUCAUAUUAUAAAAAAAAAAAAAAAAAGAUUAAUUUGAAUCUGAAUUUUUGUGAUUUUGCUUUUUUUUUGUUUUUUUAAUCCUUCAGAGCAGCCAGAGUUCCACAGCUGCAUUUCUGUGGAAUAAUUCUGUGGGGCCUGGAGAGGUCACCCAGUCCAAGCCUGUGCCAUGGGCAGAGACACCUUCCACCAGAUCAGGUUACUCAGUUUACAUGACUUAGAUCUGCUGACAGGAGUUUUUAAAAAUCASAUUUUAGUAAAAGGAGUGCAGGGAAUAAAAUGAUUGUUUGAUGAUUCAAAUACUGUUGGGCAGAAUUUCCUUUAGUAUCCUUGGUCUGGUGGUUGUCCAAGCUGUGGGCACCCUUGUGCUCUGUUUUAUGCYUGCAGCAAACUGAAAAUGGUAAAUAAAUCUGUAAAGGGAAAAAAUGGACCUCAGUGGCUGAGGACUCCUUUAGACUGGUCUAGCACAGCAUGAGGGGAAGGUGAAAAUCCCCACCCCAAAGGCUCCUCCAGGUGUCUCUGUCUGUUCACUUGAAAACUGAAAAAGUAUUUUUUAAAAGAAUGAGAAGAGUGAGAAAACCCUCCAACUCCCAGAGGCCAGGGAGUGAUGGAUGUACAGAUAAUACUGCACUAUUUUCCUUUGGUAUGUUGGGAAUGUUCUGUACAGCUGUUUCACACAAACCCAAUCUGUGAACUUUGCUGUAUUUGUUAGAACAUUCUGUCUGAUUGGAUUUUAUCAAUGUUGUGUAUUAUUUAUUUUUGUUGGGAGCAGACUAUUCUCUUUAUUGCUCAAUUAUUUAUGUUUAAAUGUAACUUAUGAAUAAAUACUUAUUGUCAAUGCAUCCGUGGAGCUCUUUCGGA